Molecule: messenger RNA, 4576 nt
Organism: Mytilus californianus (California mussel)
Lineage: Eukaryota; Metazoa; Mollusca; Bivalvia; Mytilida; Mytilidae
Product: ETS translocation variant 1-like
Exons: 10
Coding region: 147-1694 (515 amino acids)
Biological process (GO): cell differentiation; regulation of transcription by RNA polymerase II
Cellular component (GO): nucleus
Molecular function (GO): DNA-binding transcription factor activity, RNA polymerase II-specific; sequence-specific DNA binding
Source: RefSeq, a predicted model, not a curated record
GAUAAGUUGACGUAUUUCAUUACUAGAAGAUUAUACUGCAGAUAUCCUGAGGAUUAUUAAUCGGACACAAUUACUUAAUAAACAGAUUCUAAGAUUUGACACGAAGAAUAACUUGCCAAUGUGUCUUCAAAGUUCAUCGACGGGCCAUGAGUAGUGAUACUGGCACACAACAAGAUCAAGAAGUUCCUUAUCUAGACAAUAACAAAGUGAUUGAUAAUAAAGAUCGUAGUCCAGAAUCAGCAGAAAACAAAUUAGCAGACAGUGGUAUUGAUAAUAGAAAAAGAAGGGAAAGGGGAUCAGAACUACUUCAAGUUUCAGACGAGCUUUUCCAAGAUCUAAGCCAGAUGCAAGAGACGUGGCUAACAGAAGCGAGUCAGACAGAGGAAAGGGAACAGUAUGUUCCGGGAUGCAAUACUGGAAUCAAGGGAAAUAACUAUGUAAAUCCAUACUUAAAGAUUAAAACUGAGCCUAAAACAAGUACCUGCUGUGGUCCUACUAUACCCAACAGUAUACAGAAAGUGAACAGCACAUCUAAGUAUGACUACGGAGAGAGACGAUAUCUCACAGGAAGUGAUCACACUCCAUCAUCACCAUCGGGGUCGGUGUGCUCAUCAUCGUCAGGAAAGGAAUCUUCCAGUCUGUCACCUUGCAGUAAAGACGUUUCACAAUAUUCUAAUGGGACAGAUUCAUCAUGCACCUACAUGAACAGAUCACCUGAAAGAGUUCCAAGACCAAGCUCAGCACCACAGAAGGGUUAUUUCUCACCUGAUCCACAGACCAAUUAUUGUCGUCUUAUGUCCACGACGUAUGCUCAUCAUUUCUUCAAGCAAGAGUUGUAUGAUAGAAGCUAUGAUAUUUCUAGGAAUCAUGGAUAUUCACAGUUGCCUUCUUCACAAACACCUACAAUUAAGCAGGAACCGAGGGAAUUUACAUUUGACAAUGGUUUUCCUUGUCCCUACGACAAUCCAAUGAGAUUUUUCUGUCACGAGUCAGCUGACUCAUCCUAUUUAGAAAGGUUUAGAGAAAAACACAGGGAGCGAUUUGAAGGAAUUGAAAUGAAAGCUGAUUUUUAUAGAGACUUCUAUUUUGAUCGUUACCAUAGAGAUGGACCACAUCCAACCUAUCAGAGACGAGGGUCAUUACAGUUGUGGCAGUUUUUAGUGGCCUUAUUGGAUGAUCCAGCAAAUUCUGCAUUUAUUGCAUGGACUGGUCGAGGACUAGAAUUCAAGCUUAUUGAACCAGAAGAGGUUGCACGUAGAUGGGGAAUACAGAAGAAUCGUCCAGCCAUGAAUUAUGAUAAAUUAAGUCGAUCAUUGAGAUAUUAUUAUGAAAAAGGUAUAAUGCAAAAAGUUGCAGGAGAACGUUAUGUAUAUAAAUUUGUUUGUGAUCCUGAAGCUUUGUUUUCAAUGGCAUUUCCGGACAAUCAUCGACCGAUUCUGAAAACUGAGUGCUCAAGAGACGAAUAUUUUCGUGACACAAACCAUGGGUUUGAAAAUCAGCCUAUCAGUUUACAUUCAGGACACAUUUCUCAAGGACAUCUACCCCCAAGUCACAUGACACCUGUACAUAUGAUGCCUCCACCUACAUCCACGUCCAAUAUGGCACCGUCAAAUAUGGAGCAGCGGUAUCAUUACAUGCAGGAUAUGCAAAGAGUAUACAGCUCAGGACCUUAUAUGGAAAAUUGUGUGUAUUGAAACUGGCUCAAACAGGGAACUUAACAAUUCAGAUUUUACUGAGUAUAGACUAUUGGUCUCUGUGAAACUGAUUGGACAACAGUUAUCAGUCCUAUUAUUCUUUUGUACAAAUUAGUUCAAAGUCAACAAGAUAAUUUAUUCAGUUGAUAUUUAUUUAUAGACCAAAACAUUUCUUUAAUGUUUUUAGGUUUCCCACUUAUAACAUUAAUGGUAACAAUUUUUCUGCACCAGAUGUGCAUUUCAACAAUAAAUGUCUCUUCAGUGAUGCUCGAGGCCAAAGUACUUAUGUUAUUACUAUAUAAAAAAGAAUAAAAACCAAUCUUAUUUCAAUUAUAAUAUGACUUUUCUAACACAUGUAUAUUGAGGAAAAGUUAAAAUUUGCCAAACCUCUCACACAAUUUAUUUUGGUAAAACUUGAAAAACACAGAUUUUUGUUGUGUCUUAUGAAAAACAUGUUCUCCCCUUAAAUUUCAAAAACCAUCCUGAGAUAAAAGAAAUUUUCAUAUAUUAUCUUGUUGCUUAUAUUUAUAGCAUCACAGUGAACAAAAUUUUAUAAUAAAUUAUAGAGAAGUUACAUUUAAGAUAGGGUCAAGGUUGUAAAUUAAAAUGUCCUAAGUAGAACACUGAAAGUAUAUUAUAAUUAUUACUAAUGUCUGUUCUGUUUGUAAUGGUGUAAGUGGCACUCUGCAGUUUUAAUCCGACAUCUAAAACUUAGAGGUCUAAAACCUACAGGUUUUUAAGUGUGCCAAUAAAUGGAUUAAGACUACAUUGAAAUUCACUUCUUAUUUAUAACAUGGUCAGUUUAGAAAAUAUUACACUCAAUUGUGCCUCAGCUUAUACAAAGCAAAACGCCAUAACUGUUUGUUUUUUUAUUGGAGAGUUCCAUGACAAUGUCAUACCAUGUAAUAAUUAAUAUAUUCUAUUUCUAUCAAAAUUAUAAUUUCCACCUGUAACAAUCAUUACAUUUUACAUGUACUCCAGGAAUGAUUAGUUAUUGGUCUGGAGUUAUACUAUGUAAGUUUUUGAUGAUUCUAUCAAAAUUUGUAAUUCCCACUGAGCUUUGUCAAUUUUAAAUAACUUGUGGUGUAAAACUAAAUUCACAACCUCACCUGUAAUCUUGUUUCUUUUGUUAUUUAAACUGGACACACGUCCUGAUAAACCAUAAAUAAUGAUUAAGACAUUGUCAGGAAUUUAGGUUUUUUCUAAUAUGAUGUUAAUAUGACCAUUUAUUUUUUGAAAGCUGACCUGCAUUUGAAUGUACUGUUUGCCUUCUAAACAGAUAAAUAAACCAUCAAUAUAACAAGGUCUUAGUCCCAAAGGACAUUGUUAGCAUAUAGUUUUAAAAAAAAAUUGUCUGCUAGUCAUCUUUAUAUGCAAUUAGAUAUAGUUUGCUUCCUGAAACAAUUGAAGUAUAUCUUUGUAAUGAAGUGUUUGUAAUUCAUUUCUUUAAAAAGUGUCCAGGGACUGAACAAAAAAAUUAAAUCCUGCACAUAUAUUCCCCCCGAAGCAACUAAUAUGUUAGGUCAUAACCUGUAUUAUUAUUUGUAGACAGGCCCUUCCACCUGAAUGUUUGGUUAGACAAAUGGGAAUUCAGCCAGGUCUUUACAAUGUUUUAUUUGUUUCCUUAAACAAUUCUUUAUGGAACAAAUAUUCAUAGUUCAAAUGUUUUAUUCAUUUUUGAUCCCCGAAAAGUAAAAGUUUGAAAUAUGUGUAUUUCCUAUACUUCGAUUACACUUAUGCUUGUGGAUGUCUACACAUGUCAUUUAAGACCUACACAUUAUUGAAGUCCUGACUUAAUUGUUUUAUAGUAUCAACGGUACAAAAUAUUUUGGUUUUCUUCUCGUUAAAAUUUCAUUGCCAGAAUAAAAAUUUUGUUGUUUGUUUUUGCCUUCAUUUGAUUGUUUAGUUGUAAUAAAAAUCACUGAAAAUAAUAGCUGUGAAAUUACUGUGCCAAGGGAGAUCAUUCUAAUCUGUUGAACCAAAAAGUGACCAAUAAAUUGGAAAGGAAGUCAUUCACAUUAGAACCUCUAAAUAUCAUACAAAUAUUUAACAAAGUCUUAUUAAAAUCUUUGUUUUUGUAAAAGUUUGUCUUAGAGUUAGCAAUUCUAAAAACAUUGUUUCUAUUCAAUCAAUUGUAAUAUGACGUGCUGCUUUUGCUUUGUAAACAACAGCUGAAGGUUAUUCCAUUACUUGUAUGCUCCAUAUAUAUGAGGUUGCUACAAGCAGUUAGUAUAAAUUAGACUCUAUUGAACUUCAGAAAAUUUCUCUUUUUUUUGCCUUAUUAUCAGUAAACAAAGACAAGUUUAUUGAAGUUCAAUCAAACUACACUACUGGGUGUAUCGCUAUCAGUAGAAAAAACUUUUUAAAUGAAAAUUUCUGUAUUAACAAAAAACAUAGAAAUGAACUGUACCUGCAGCUUUCAUCUAAUUGUACAUAUCUAAUCAUAUUGAUACCAUAAAAUAGCAUGCAGUAAGAAAUUUUAAACACAAUUUUUCAGUUUAAAUCGGUGAAUUUUGUUCUUGUGUAAAUAAUUUUCGGACAAAAGGAUCAGAUCUAAAUUUGCAUAUAGUUUAUACAAACUAAGAGUUUACUGUUCAUCCAAGAUUAUUUUUGACUUAUGUAGGACACACAUGGAAUUUAGUGAAAACAGAUCUUAUUUUGUUAAAAUAUUAUUUAAAAAAUGUUAUAUUUUUAAGGAAAUGAUAUUUUAUUUGUUAAUAAUUCCAUUUCUAGUCAGAUUGUUGUAUAUUUAUAUGUAAAAAUUGUGAUCAUGUUGCCAUGACAAUAAAAAUACAUAUGAUAUUGUUUUAUUUUGUUAAAAGCCAUAUGUGGUAUUGCAAUUAUACAUGUUAUACAUUGUUUCAUUUAAAAAAAAAAAGUGU